UUCGUUUCCCUGUCUCCCUGUCGCUACAUCCUUGUAUCCUUUGCGUGCCAUUCAAGCGAUCAGCAAAAUAACAACAAACAAUGCCAGCCAAGGGGAGAAGGAGUAAGUGAGUAGCCAGCCUCCUUUGUGGCUGCUUUGUUAGCUUUGAUCGCAGCUACUUAGAGUUUUCCAUCCAUCCCUUCGAUUUUCGCAUGCCUCGCUGGGUUUCCUUCCAGCUCGGAAAAGUACAAUGGGUCUUAGCUUUGCCGAAAUGCUAAAUAUUUAUGCCUGCCAUGGCAUCAGCUUAGAUAUUAUAAUUAUCUCUGUUUUUGGAUUCAAGAUGGAGUUCUAUUAGGGCGUAGAAGAAUAUUUUGGUAUAUUUUAAAAAUCAAAAUUCAAAUGUAUACAAACUUUUCGUUAUUCGUCAAAAUUUUGCUGUUGUCUUCAAGAGAAUGUUAAAUGGCAGUCCGAGAAACUUAGGGCUGGCCUCCUGGCCACCCGGUGCCCUUUUGCUCAACUUUCCCCAGCCGACGGAGCCCCAGAACCAGCGGAUGGUUUCAGUACACUUUCAGUCGCCGCCGGAUCGUGUCCUUAACCUAAGGACCCGCCGCCUGGACUAAAUCCGAAUAAUGGCAAUGCUCUGGGCAAGUGGAGGAUGCUGAAAAUAACCAGAUCUGGCGAAGAAGUUCAUGAGGUUGUGCUAUAUUGUGGCGACUGUGUAUUCCGUGAUUACCGCGAUUCAAAUGCUGAUCCUAACGCAUCUAUUCAGGCCAUCUGCCGCUGACUUAUUGCCCGGCUUCGUGUGCAUCCUUAUGUCACUGAUGGCGCUUUUGCUCUCUAUCCUGAACAAGCUGCGAAAGAUCCUCUGGAUGAGCAUCAUUCUGUCCGCCAUUUUUGUGGAGCUGCUGUGUGUGGGUCUGACCUUUGCCCUGGUCCAAAGGACGCUCCUGAUGGUGGCCUUAGCCUUGCUGGCCGCUGGCAUCCUGCUCGUCCUUGGCUAUGUACUGGGCGCCUGGCUACCCAAGUCCGUGUUGCCCGGCGAGCUCAUGCUCGUCGUCAUCGUCAUCUUUGCACUGAUCUCCAUAUUCCUCAUCACCAUGCAUAUUUUCACAAAUCGGUUGAUCUAUGCUACGGCAUACUUUUGCCUGCUCCUCGUGAUGCUCAUCCCGGUGAGCGCCUACCAUGCCCAGCUCGUCCAUGGCCGGAGAUUUAUGUUGCCCACCUAUGAGUUUGUCAUCUCAGCCACGUACAUCUAUCUGCACUUUGUGUUGUUAUUCUGUGCCUCCUUCUACUGCCUCUGGCUCCUUGAUGUGUGAGCUAUUAUCCCUAAUAUAUUCCACAACUAAAACAAAUCUUGAAACUGUUUAGGUUUAUUAACUGAGACACUUUUCUAAUAAAUGCUAAAUAUUGAAAUGUCGAUCCAGUUUA
Drosophila serrata is the source of this 1407-nucleotide messenger RNA. RefSeq lists its product as uncharacterized. The record is from RefSeq and is a predicted model, not a curated record. NCBI's taxonomy places the organism in Eukaryota, Metazoa, Arthropoda, Insecta, Diptera, Drosophilidae.